AUGGAGGAGGUGCUGAAGGAGCUGAUGGACAAGGUGAUGGAGGAAGUGAUAGAGAAAGUGAUGGAGGAGCUGGUGGAGGAGGUGAUCGAAGAGGUGAUGGAGGAGGUGCUGGAGGAGGUGCUGGAGGAGGUGAUAGAGGAGGUGAUGGAGGAGGUGCUGGGGGUUGGAGGUGCAGUGGCUGGAGGUACAGUGGUUGGAGGUGCAGCCAGAAGAGGUGCGGCGGGAGGAGGUGCAGUGGGAGGAGGUGCAGUGGUUGGAGGUGCAGUGGGAGGAGGUGCAGUGGUUGGAGGUGCGGCGGGAGGAGAGGUGCAGUGGGAGGAGGUGCAGUGGUUGGAGGUGCAGUGGGAGGAAGUGCAGUGGUUGAAGGUGCAGUGGGAGGAGGUGCAGUGGUUGGAGGUGCAGUGGUUGGAGGUGCAAUGGUUGGAGGUGCGGUGGGAGGUGGUGCGGUGGUUGGAGGUGCGGUGGGAGGAGGUGCAGUGGUUGGAGGUGCAGUGGUUGGAGGUGCAGUGGGAGGAGGUGCAGUGGUUGGAGGUGCAGUGGGAGGAGGUGCAGUGGUUGGAGGUGCAGUGGUUGGAGGUGCAGUGGUUGGAGGUGCAGUGGUUGGAGGUGCAGUGGGAGGAGGUGCAGUGGUUGGAGGUGCAGUGGGAGGAGGUGCAGUGGUUGGAGGUGCAGUGGUUGGAGGUGCAGUGGUUGGAGGUGCAGUGGUUGGAGGUGCAGUGGUUGGAGGUGCAGUGGGAGGAGGUGCAGUGGUUGGAGGUGCAGUGGGAGGAGGUGCAGUGGUUGGAGGUGCAGUGGGAGGAGGUGCAGUGGUUGGAGGUGCAGUGGGAGGAGGUGCAGUGGUUGGAGGUGCAGUGGGAGGAGGUGCAGUGGUUGGAGGUGCAGUGGUUGGAGGUGCAGUGGUUGGAGGUGCGGCGGGAGGUGGUGCAGUGGGAGGAGGUGCAGUGGGAGGAGCAGGAGUAUCUGCAGCAGGAGUAUGUGCAGCAGGAGUAUCUGCAGCAGGAGUAUGUGCAGCAGGAGUAUCUGCAGCAGGAGUAUGUGCAGCAGGAGUAUCUGCAGCAGGAGUAUCUGCAGCAGGAGUAUCUGCAGCAGGAGUAUCUGCAGCAGGAGUAUCUGCAGCAGGAGUAUGUGCAGCAGGAGUAUGUGCAGCAGGAGUAUCUGCAGCAGGAGUAUCUGCAGCAGGAGUAUCUGCAGCAGGAGUAUCUGCAGCAGGAGUAUGUGCAGCAGGAGUAUGUUCAGCAGGAGUAUCUGCAGCAGGAGUAUCUGCAGCAGGAGUAUCUGCAGCAGGAGUAUCUGCAGCAGGAGUAUCUGCAGCAGGAGUAUGUGCAGCAGGAGUAUCUGCAGCAGGAGUAUCUGCAGCAGGAGUAUCUGCAGCAGGAGUAUCUGCAGCAGGAGUAUCUGCAGCAGGAGUGUCUGCAGCAGGAGUAUCUGCAGCAGGAGUAUCUGCAGCAAGAGUAUCUGCAGCAGGAGUAUGUGCAGCAGGAGUAUCUGCAGCAGGAGUGUCUGCAGCAGGAGUAUCUGCAGCAAGAGUAUCUGCAGCAGGAGUAUCUGCAGCAGGAGUGUCUGCAGCAGGAGUAUCUGCAGCAGGAGUAUCUGCAGCAGGAGUAUCUGCAGCAGGAGUAUCUGCAGCAGGAGUAUCUGCAGCAAGAGUAUCUGCAGCAGGAGUAUGUGCAGCAGGAGUAUGUGCAGCAGGAGUAUCUGCAGCAGGAGUAUCUGCAGCAGGAGUAUCUGCAGCAGGAGUGUCUGCAGCAGGAGUAUCUGCAGCAGGAGUAUCUGCAGCAGGAGUGUCUGCAGCAGGAGUAUCUGCAGCAGGAGUAUGUGCAGCAGGAGUAUCUGCAGCAGGAGUGUCUGCAGCAGGAGUAUGUGCAGCAGGAGUAUCUGCAGCAGGAGUGUCUGCAGCAGGAGUAUCUGCAGCAGGAGUAUGUGCAGCAGGAGUAUCUGCAGCAGGAGUGUCUGCAGCAGGAGUAUGUGCAGCAGGAGUAUCUGCAGCAGGAGUGUCUGCAGCAGGAGUAUCUGCAGCAGGAGUAUGUGCAGCAGGAGUAUCUGAUUCAUAAAAAUGUUUCCAAGGAUUAA
Molecule: messenger RNA, 2070 nt
Organism: Knipowitschia caucasica
Lineage: Eukaryota; Metazoa; Chordata; Actinopteri; Gobiiformes; Gobiidae
Source: the annotation of a GenBank genome assembly